AUGGAUACCCUUUCAUAUGUAUGCGAGGAACGAUGUGCUAACGCUGUGCGCUUCGAGGUGCCGCUUAUCUCUGUUAAGGCAAAUGCGUUUGGUGAUGAGAGGCCGGCGCUGAUGUCGUCUCAUCGCAGACUUCUCUGCAUGAACGUGAAGCAAUCUAACCGGCUUCGAGUGCUUUACAGCGGAGGAAGCUAUGCCGAGGCGGAUUUGCGCGCGCCGGUGCUUCGUCACUUGGUCUCUUCAGAGGGCCAUCUUGACUACUGCGCUUUCUUCGCUGUUGGUGGGGAGGACGUGUCGCGUCUGAAGCCUGUGAAUUGUGCAAACGGGGAGAGUAAAAUUAUUUUGCAAGAGGUGAAUCUACAGGAGGAGCUCUACGGCGUCGCGGUAGGCAGUGGCGAAACCGCCUAUGCGUUAGGCAAGAUGCAUAUUUUUGAAGUGGACAUGGAGACUGCCACCAAAAAGGCGACGCUGGAUCUUGCAUCAAGGACGCUUGUGAGAUACCCCGUGAUUGGCUACCACCACGAGGCAAAGCUGUUACUCGCCCCUGCGAAGCAAAACUGUCUUGAUCUCAUCUCCAUCAAUACCCGCAAAAGUAUUCUGUCGAAGGCAUGGGAACCCCAUGGGGGCUCUGUCCCUACAGCUGCCUUUUUUAUACAGCGUCGUGAUUUUGGGAAUGAGUCCGCCGGGAAUGUUUUUAUUGUCACAGCCACCUGUGGCAACACAGAACUUCGCCUUUGGUGCUACAACAUGACGAAGCAGACAUUUUCACUUAUGCAGGAUCUUUGCAUUUCUGUUGCAAAUGAUGCUGAAACGACGGGAACCAAGAAAGAAGAAGAAUCCUUUCUAAUCAGUUGUACGCCAACAGAGGAAUAUAUUACGUUGUGCUCCAAGCGUCAUUCGCUUGCAGUUGUAGUAGAAUUGCAUCGAAACAACUUUAAGGUGGAUCGUAUCACAUCAUGGAAAUUACAGGGUCCUACACUUGCCAGCGUGGCGAUGGUGGGGAAAGUUGCGGAGUCGGCUCUCAGUGGCUCUGUGGCGUACCAGUUGAUUCUUGGAAUUCGUACCGCGAGUGGCUUCUUUAAAGAGGUGUUGGACGUAGAAAAGCUUGUUGGUGCCUCUAACACGACCAUAGUAACAGAGAAUUCUGUUGCCAAGUGGUUUCCGCAGCAUGAGAUGGAAAGUAAAGAUAUAGCAGCGAACCUUCCCACUGCGUUAACGGCCGUGUCUUCCUCUGUUUUAGGUGACAGGAAGACGAAUGCGGUUUCUCAGGCUAUGGCGUCGAGAAUAGUGCGUCGGCAGGCGUCUCAGUUCUGUGACAAAUUGCGCAGCAUCGACGAAAGUGUGGUCGAUUUGCAGAAACGAGCUUCAGAGGCGCUGCGACUCUUUCAGGAAUCACGUGCAAGAGAAGAGGCGCAAACAAUUGGUCGCAAGUUUGCCGUACGCAAUAAAGGAAGACUGGAGUUGCAACAGCAGCAACAAGAACAGUCUCUCGCGACUAAUUCCCCCGAAGUUCUCACUACGUCCCAACAGGAAUUGUUGCAGCAAAUUCACGCCAUCUUGGACGAGGUGGAUCCUGGUGCAGCGGAGUCCGCAGAGGAAACCGUGAAGGUACUACUUAACCAACGUCUGAAAGAUGCUGUGGCAAAGGGUGCGAAGGAGGCGGAGCAAACUGACCUUGGGAUUUUGACCCCGAAUAUUCGCUCUACUGAUAGCAUGCGUGUGUUUAGUAACGGUGUUGAUUCCGCCAUGCGGGUUCUUAUUCGUGCCGUCAAGGACCACCAUGCAUUGAUGCAGGCGCCCCUUAGAGGCUCUACCACCGCCGCUACAGAAUGCAUUACCAAAGCCAGAGAAUUUGGAGCCUCUCUUAAACAUGAGAUGAAGAAGCUCUCAGAGGAGCUUAACGAAACGAAAAAUGCCGUAUUUCAACUGAGUGUUGUGGCGAUGCCAGUGGACCCAGACGUUUUCGUAUCAAAAGCUGUGUCUGCAGCUGAGGCAAAUGACUGGGGCACUGCCUUUAACAUUGCUUUGGCAGCAUCUGAUAUCACCGUGUUGUUGGGUUUUCUGCAAAGCGAGGUCUGCACGGAAAACAUAUCUACAAUCACUCGACCGCAAGCCAUCCCGUUGACUACUUUCCUGAGUCUGUGUCUGCAGUUGUCCUUUGAGAUAAAUUUACAGCCGGAGCUUAUUCCGUUGCGAAUUCAACUUAUGGAUUUCUUCUAUGUGGAGUGGGAUGAUACAUUGAAAGAGAUCAAGCAGAAGGCUAUGGAGGUCCCUAGUGAGAGAAACUCCCUAUUUGAGGUUUCAAAACAAGAGCUUGUACGUGUUUUGGAGCCGUUAGGUAGUGUAGAUGACAGCAAGAUCGACCGCCGUAGCCGCAAUAAUCUUCGUCUGUUGAAGAAAUUGAUCCGUUCCUUUCUUGAAUAG
Messenger RNA from Trypanosoma rangeli, 2421 nucleotides. RefSeq lists its product as uncharacterized. The transcript has a single exon. The record is from RefSeq and is a predicted model, not a curated record. NCBI's taxonomy places the organism in Eukaryota, Euglenozoa, Kinetoplastea, Trypanosomatida, Trypanosomatidae. Bases 1 to 2421 code for a protein of 806 amino acids.